This is a messenger RNA of Cryptococcus deneoformans JEC21, 3415 nucleotides long. RefSeq names its product mic1-like protein, putative. Lineage: Eukaryota; Fungi; Basidiomycota; Tremellomycetes; Tremellales; Cryptococcaceae. Gene Ontology annotation, molecular function: calcium ion binding. The transcript has 17 exons. The coding region runs from base 70 to 3231 and encodes 1053 amino acids. The record is from RefSeq and is a predicted model, not a curated record.
AACACUGUACGCACAAGGUCCACAACUCGCAACUCUUCUGUUUCCUUCUCCAUCUCGAUUCUCCCAGCCAUGUCCCUCCCUAUGCACCUCCGCAGCUACCGUGAAAAGUCCAAGGACGAAUAUACAAGGGACUUCUUCAACGUACCCCUUCAAGAACAGCUCUCAGGCCCCUCGGAUCCGCCUUCCGUCGUAAAACUCAGAAAUCACCAUGCACACAACGGCAGCGGACUCAAGGCGGGCGAGAUGCAGGGUAUGGAGAUCAGCGCGGUGCUGAGCGUGGAGGGUAAAGAGGAGGUCUAUGCUGGGAAGCUCUCACUGUUACCGCCAUUUCUAUGCUUCAUAUCGCUGGACAGAAAGUCCUGCAGAUCUACAAUACCGUUGUACACCAUUCGCCGGGUCGAGAGGUUGAACUCGAGAGCAGGCGUGUUCGCAUUGUCGCUGGCGACCUGGCAUGGUAUGAGGAUUGUCUUGCAACUUACGUCGCUCUUGCCAGCAGCGGAGCAAUUCGCUAUCCUCUUACGGGAUGCUCUCAAAUCACAGCUCCCUCAAAUGAAACAGUUCAAGUUAUUCCUCCCUUCCCUUUAUUCGGAAUACCUCCUUGCCUCCCCUUCCAACUCUCAUGCCCAAACUCAUACCGAUAACCUGCUCAUCAGCACAGAAUUCUCAGCGACAGGGACUGCGCACGACGGGGAAGGGGAUUUGAGAGGACCAGGCGGUGAUGGGAAGGGAGAGUAUCAGCGAGGGUUGGGCGAGACUUUCGGUUUCCCCGGUGAUGCGAGGAAGAUGAGGGAGAGGAGUAAAAUGAGGCUGUGGAGGGAAUAUUUCUUGAUUCAUGGACGAAACUUUACUUUAUUACGAUACCCACCGUUCCAGCGUCUUUUGCAAGUCGGUCUUCCCUCAAGGUUACGCGGUGAAUUGUGGGAGGUCAUGUCAGGAUCAAUCUAUCUACGCUUUUCCAACCCGCAAACAUACGACCUCCUCUUAUCUCAGAACGCUGGCAAGCACAGCCAAUCUACAGAUGAGAUUGAGAAGGACCUUAACCGAUCUUUACCGGAGUAUAAGGCAUACCAGAGCGAAGAGGGCCUUGCAAGACUGAGGAGAGUGCUUGUGGCAUAUAGUUUCAGGAAUCCCGAGUUGGGAUAUUGCCAGGCGCUGAACAUCGUUGUGGCUGGAUUACUCAUCUACAUGUCAGAGCAACAAGCUUUCUGGUUACUCGAGGUUCUCUGCGAUAGGAUCCUUCCUGGUUAUUACAGUCCUUCAAUGGAAGGUACUCUCUUGGACCAGCGAGUUUUCGAAUCCCUCGUUCAUCGAUGUCUCCCCAUGAUCCACGAACACUUCAAAUCGGUCGACGUCCAGAUUUCCGUCGCUUCCCUUCCUUGGUUCUUGAGUCUGUAUAUAAAUUCUAUGCCUCUUAUCUUUGCCUUCCGUAUCGUGGACUGUGUUCUCGCUAUGGGCGUAAAGGUUCUUUUCCAGAUCGGUCUUGCUGUACUCAAAAUCAAUGGCGAGGCCCUUCUUCAAGUCACCGAUGACGGCAUGUUCAUCAAUCUCAUGCGCGGAUAUUUUGCUACCAUCGGCGACUCUGCCCACCCGGACCAUGCCGACCCUCGUAUUCGGGCUAUCACCAACUUCCAAGAACUUCUCGUCGUGGCCUUCCGCGAAUUCAGCGUCAUCACCGAUGAAACGAUCACCACCGAACGACGUCGUUUACGUGCCAUCAUCUCAGACGAGAUUGAAAAAUUCUCUAAAAGAGCAGCUGUACGGAAUCUUAAACGAGUUGGAAGUUUCUCCAAAGACCAAAUUGGUAUCAUCUAUGACCAUUAUUUUGCCGCUGUAUGUUCCCCCGAGGCUGGUCCCGCAGUCCAGCCAAACGCAAUCAGUCUCCCUGGAGACCAAUUUGACCAGCCGAGGAUACAAGUGGACGCGCAGGGGAGAGUAGAGACAAGGAUCGAUCUGAGCACGUUCAAGGUGUUUUUAGGAGAUAUUGCGACCUGGGCAAGGGAAGAGACUGUGACGACGAAUGCAUUCAUCCAGAGAACGGACAGGAAGGUCGCGGACCAUGAGCUGAUUGACAGGAUGUUCUUCGCCUGGGAUACGCAAGGCCAAGGAUCGCUUUCAUUGCAAGAUGUCGUUCUUGGGCUGGACAGAGUGAUGUCAGCUGGAUUGAUGGAGUCUAUCGAAUGGUUCUUUGAGCUGCAUGACAAGGACAAGGAUGGAUAUCUGACCAAGGAUGAAGUCAUUCAGCUCUCUGAAUCUUUGCUCUUUAUCUUCCGAAACGAACCAGGUGACAUCUACUUGGCCUCGGUAUCCAAGUUCAUUCUCAAUGCUUUUGAAUUUGGAGAUGCCACUGCCCCCGAGGGGAGCGUCACUUCUCCACAGGAUAGGGAGACCUUGGAUGGUGACAAGGAGACUGCUUCCAGUGCAAGGGAAAGGUCUGAUUCCACUGCAGGGCCGCACAACUUGCCUUAUCUAAACCUCGCGACAUUUAGAAUGGUAGUAUUGGCGGAUGAGCUGUUGGAAAACUUCUUUGACCGUGAUCUUUCCGCUUCCUUCCAGCUCGAACGUACGGAGGAAGAAGACUAUCACCAAGCGCACCAGAGGCCGGAAGGUCUAUUGGGUGGUCUGAUGAACCUUGUCAUCACCAACGAGAACAAGAACCGUCUCAACCGUCUUGCAGAUGGAUUCGGUGCUGCCCUUGGGAAACAUGCAGAAUGGCGAAAACCUUCUCUUGCCAAGAUCGCAGACCCUCAAACUAUCGCAAACGCUUCCUCCGACUUGCGUGCCCGCGAAUCGCUCCUUACACCUGCACAACAACAAGGUAACCUUCAACGACGUCGCUCUGCAUCUUUCACCUCCCAAGCGUCCGUUAAGACCAACAAUACGACCAACACCCAAGACACCAACAUCCAGGAGACCAAGAGUCUUGCGGACGUUGAAGCGAGGUAUAGGGAAGAGAGCCAGAUGGUUCGGGCGGCUCAGGAAGCAGUCAUGCACCGACCCAAUUUUGCGAUUGAUGCCAUUGGAGAUAGUGAUGGUGAGGAGGACGAGGAGGAAGGAGAGGAGGAGACUGCUGCGAUUAUGAAUGAGGUUGAGAGGUUUUUGGCCCAGCACGAGGCAGAUGAUGAGGGGCUCAAGGGGGAGCAGAAAAAGGUUGCGACCGAAUUGUUGAAGGCAGAGCCAAUGGGUGCCAAAGUGCCAGGAGAUAAAGGUGACGCCUCCCUGGUGGAUAUUUAGUCAACGAUUGUGAUGUCAUCAUAGAUAAAAGAGUUUGAAGGAGUUUCACUUAGUUUUGUUUGCAAUUGUACAAAAAGCUUCAUUCUCCUGUCUCUCUUGAUGUUGGUCGUAGAUGACUCUCCCUAAUUCCAGGAUGUUCAUGAUGAUGCAUAAGCUUGCACUGUCCUUUGUUAUGACAAAAGUU